AGAGCAGAUCCCUGACCAGCCAGCUAACAGUCAACUAACUCCUGCACACUGGCAUAUACAUGCAUGGUGAUUAUUUUUUUCUUCUUUGUUUCUUUUUUUCGUUUCCCUCUUGGUUACAGCUAAUUUGUAGGAUCACUUCAGAACAGUUUUGGCCUAACAAACAUCCAGAUUGUGGAAAAUAAUGGCACUACAACAGGAUAAAGAACCAAGCAUUGAGCUCUUCAUAAAGGCUGGCCAUGAUGGAGAGAAUGUGGGGAACUGUCCUUUCUGUCAGAGUCUCUUCAUGGUGCUGUGGCUAAAAGGAGUCAAAUUCACAGUUACUACAGUCGAUAUGAGGAAGAAGCCAGAGGAACUGAAAGACUUAGCUCCAGGGACCAACCCUCCUUUUCUCCUAUACAACGGUGUUCUUAAGACUGACUUCAUGAAGAUUGAGGAGUUUCUGGAGGCAACGCUUGCCCCUCCCAGAUACCCUCAUCUUAGUCCCCUGAAUAAAGAGUCAUUUGAUGUGGGUGCUGACAUUUUUGCCAAGUUUUCUGCCUUCAUCAAAAACAGUCCAAACAACAGAGUACAAGAGCAGGCUUUGCUAAGGGAGUUCAAACGCCUUGAUAUUUAUUUAAACACACCGCUGCCCGAGGAGAUCGACCACAACUCUACAGAAGACAUUUCUGUCUCCAAGAGGAAGUACCUCGAUGGCAACCGCCUGACACUGGCAGACUGCAACUUGCUGCCCAAAUUACAUGUGAUCAAGGUUGCUGCCAAGAAGUACUGUAACUUUGAGAUCCCGGCUCAUUUCACUGGCGUACAUCGCUACUUACAGAAUGCAUCCGCGAGAGAGGAGUUCAGCCAGACUUGUCCAGCGAGCAUUGAGAUUGAGAAAGCCUAUCUGAGUGUUGCUAACAAGAGGACAUAAACCUCCAGCUAGAACAUUUCCAUCAACUCUAUACAGGAACGAGGACAUUCAGCCUAAAUUUUGUAAAUAGCUUUAAAAAAAAAAAAGUGUUAGAUUCAGUUUAAAUGACUGCAUUCUGUGAGUUUGGUAUAAUAUCGAAAUGUUUGUUCAUGUUUUGAAUUGUAAAACUGUGCCAUUUAAUGGUUUUACCAGUCAUUUAGCCCGUAAACCUAAAACACUAGAGAUUCAGAUGAAUAAUUCUCUAUCUUCAUUUGUCAUAUUGGCAUGUUAUAUUUUCAAAUAGGAAUCCCUGAAUCAUUAUUUUAUCAUUCUGGAUCGCCUCUGCAUAACCCCUUAUGCAGCCUGUUAAACAGGCCAGAUGUGCAAUUUAAUGCACAUCAAAUAUGAUUUGCAGUGUCCAUAGUGUAUAUAUGUAUUUUACACAAACAUUCUUCUAAAUGUUUUUUUUUUACACUUUUGUUUUGGUUUUUAGUUGUUGUUCUGGUUGUUGUUAUGUACCGUAAAGCCCUUCAAAAUUUGACAAGCUUUAGAAAGCUACAUCUGUUAAUCAUACAAAAGAAACACGAGGAAUCUUUUUUACUAUUCGAUCCCAACACGUCCAUUUUAGGUAUAUACAUAGUAUUAUGCAUACGUGUAUCAUGCUGUUAUAAUAUUGCAAAGUAAGAUAAAGGUCAGUUAAAGCACUAUACCAUAACAAAGCCUAUUGGCAAACAUAUCUCUGAAUCAACAUCAUAAACUGAUUUUUCAUGUUAUAUGUACAUAAUUCAGGUAUUCUGCAUUCAUCCACAAGGGGUAACUGUAUUACAGAAAAGGUUACAUUCAGAUCAAAGAUCGUACCGUUACUGAAGGAAACGUUCGAAUGCAUUUCAUUUCACAAUUUAAUUAAGAAUAAAGAUCAUUUAAUACAUAA
Molecule: messenger RNA, 1820 nt
Organism: Neoarius graeffei (lesser salmon catfish)
Lineage: Eukaryota; Metazoa; Chordata; Actinopteri; Siluriformes; Ariidae
Gene: clic2
Product: chloride intracellular channel 2
Exons: 6
Coding region: 182-910 (242 amino acids)
Biological process (GO): chloride transmembrane transport; negative regulation of ryanodine-sensitive calcium-release channel activity
Molecular function (GO): chloride channel activity
Source: RefSeq, a predicted model, not a curated record